AUGGACAUCAUGCAAACCAUGGCCAUGGAGUUGUUGUGGGCACGUGACAAGCUCUUGGGGAUCUCCAAACACACCCCAUCCAAUGAGAUCUUUGCUAAAGCCAUUCAGCAAUGGGGACAAGUGCCAGCUCUGCCAGCCCAGGUGCCAGCAGACCACAUCAAACGAGACCAAGAAGUUGACAAGACUCAUGCAACACAAACCAAGAGUUGCAGUGCCGCACAUUCGAUGUCCGAGGCAGGGGUAGGCAGAAAUUUCACCAGUGAUCCCACAAGCCAUGCACUGACCCAAAUGACUGCAUCCGACAAGCAUUCGUUCCAGCAGGCAGGGACCGCAGCCUUUUGUGCAACCGAGGCAGGGGUAGGUGUUCAGUCCAAUGCCAAGCAUGAUCAGAUUGAACCGGAACCAACAGCAUCCGAGGCAGGGUGGAUCAGCAAGUUGAAGACCAAGCCUGGUUUGACUAACAGUGUCAGUGCCAAUCAGAUGCAACCGAGUCACCUUGAUGCCGCAGCCAUUUGUCCGCCUGAGUGUGAACCAAGGGGUCAAGCCGAUCAUGCAAGCACCCGUGCCAAAUGCCCGACCAGUGGGCAGCCGUCCAAAGCAGCCGACAUCACACGACCUGUGCACCCGAUGAAUACCAGUGUCGAAGCAGCCUUUUGUGCAUCUGAGGCAGGUCAGGUUGAUCAAGCGUUGUGCAACGGCCUUUUCCCACUUAAGUCUGAUGUCGUGUCUCAGGUAGGCCCAACUGCCAAUGCAAUGGUAGGAAUUGCAGCCCCAGCAUGUGGACAUCGAGAUGAACUGACCCGUCCAAACACAGCCUUGCCAAGCCAACCGUUGCCUCUUCCACGACCAGGGUGUGGAGGCAUGCCGUUGAACGAGAUCAUCCCAGCACCAGCCAGGUUUGCACAUGACACUCAACGCGAUGACAGGGCUCCUGGAACGACGUUGACAUGGAAAGCCAAUGAUGCCGCAAUCCAGGUGAUUCAUCCAUGUUUGCCACCUGCCAACAGGCAUACCAAAGACUGUGCAGCCGCCUUGCAGAUGCCGAGAGCAACACCAGAGUAUCCAGACGGCCAUGAUGAAAGAUCGACUGAUGUACCUGGAGAUAGGUUGAAUGGCCCCUUGAGUUGCAUGUCCCCGCCCACCCUCUUUCAUGCCAAGCCUCUUCCACGUUUAGGGUGUGGAGGCCCCUCCCAGUACAAUGAAAGUUGCUCCCCAUUGGAGUUUGGCCACAUUGAGCCCAAGGUGCCCAGUCAUGCAGAACCAAUUGACCGAAGUCAGCAAUCAUAUGCCCGCAGUGCCACUCAGGUGAAUGCCCAUGACGGCGCCAUCCAUGAAGACCCAAUCGAAGACUGCCAGCCCGAUCCAUGGCUCUUGGCUUUGCAACAAAGAAGUAAGAAUGCAAUGCACUUGACACAUGACAACGAAGAAUCACCAGUGCAUGGAGAAUGGGUCAAAGUCAGCGAGCCGUGCCAUGCAAUAGCCGAAGCUGAGGCAGAAGUGAACGAGUAUCCUUGCGUAGUUUCACAGGUACACAAACGCACCUUGGACAAUGCAGGAGUCGCACAGGCCAAGUAUAGAAAGCUUGAAGAACAGAACCAUGAAGACAGCACCAAAGCACCAUCCGAGUCAUCAAGCACCAAACAAAGCCUUGAAGCCAUGCAAUCCAACAUCAGCCCGUAUGAGACACCAUCACAGGAAGAGCUUGAUCUUGCCAUCCUGAGUCACCUUGAGCAGCUCGAAGCUAGUGAGCCUGGUCCAACCCAGCUAGAUCCAAAAGAUCAUUGCAAGGUAGCCGAGCCAGAGUUCCAAGCCAGUCAACAUGAUGGUGAGCGUGAAAAUGUGGCUAAUGCCCUCCCAGAGUUUUAUGUGAAUGUGGUACUGCCAGGCCAGACCAUCUAUCAACAUGCCACGGAACCAAAGAGCACAGCAGCAUGCCUUGCAAUCGCCACCAGCAAGCUGGGACUGAUCCAGCAGCCAAUCAGGGUAAGCACAGCCAUGGGUACACAGGUUAGCCAACACCAAGUGCUCAAGCAAAACCAUUUCCUUCUGUUGGAGGAGAAUCACCAGGUGACGCAGUUUUCCUGUCCAAAGAGCAGCCAGCAAAUGCACUUGCCGCAAGUUGCAGGGAUGAGCAGAGAAGUUGCACUGUGGCAACAAAAGGGUUGGGUGGCCGUAGAUGAAAUGAAAUACUACAUGCACAUGCUGGAAAGCUACCAUCCAAGCUCCACGUUUGGAGUGGUUGAACUCCCGAACAAUCCCGACCGUGAUGCCAUGGUAGUAUCUACUAUCAUCAAAGCCCUCACCAGAGCACACCUUGACCUUAACAGUCAAGUCAAGGCCAUUGCCUUCCUGAGUGACAACCAUUGGAUCCCUUGCUUUGUCGAGGCCAAAGGAGAUGAGGCCCAUGUACACCUCCCACCGGAAGAACAAGAUUGGGUGGUUGAAGCUUUUGCCAAAGUGGUUGAAGAACAUGAGGUCAGGUUUCAUACCAGCAAAGUCCCACACGCCUUUCCUGCUGACUGUGGUUUUCAAGCUGUGGGGUGGCUCUUGGCCAAACUGAUGGGUGAUGACACAACCCAACCGUUCACUGUUCGGCAAGCAUGCCAGUGGAGAAGCCUGUGCCAUCAAAACAUGGUGCACACAGGCAAAGCUUUCGACACUGUCAAACACCUAGCGAUGGGAGGAGCCCUCCAUGCUAAAGAGCAGCUGCAGCAGCUGGUAGUGGCACAUGGAGUGAACCCAGGUAGGGGAGCAGAAUGUUCUGAACAAUUGAUCAAAGCCCUAGGCAUCAAGCAAGUUCAACAGAUACUCCUGUCGCCGAAACCAUGGAUGGACCUCAAAGCCAAGGCAAGCCUGCAUCAGCCACCAAUCCGAGUGGUUACCGCCGAGGAGUUGCAUGAAGCCGUCCAAGCACGUCUCAAAGACCCAAAGCAGGUUGGAAAGAAACAAAACAAGAUCAAAAGCCAAAAGGCAACCAAGACCAUGCAGCUAAAAGCUGAUCAGCUCGCAAUUCCAAUGGCGGUAUUCCGACAGGAAGAUGGACAAGAGAUCGGCCAGAUCCAAGCCAAUCAGAUUGGCCCAAAUGCCAUGGGGGUGGUCCUGGUGAACAUCCAUGAGGUACCCGCCAAGUGCUUAGCCACCAAUGAGCCCAUGAUCGUAAGCAUUGCAGUCCUGCAAAUCGGAGCACAGAAAGUUGUCCGAAACUUGCCAACCAACUGCCUGGAAGUCCCGGAAGUUUCUCACCAGGUCAUUCGAGUUCAGAUCUACAAAGACCAGUGCAAAGCCAAAUGGGAAGAGCUCAUCCAAAAGCCAGUCAAACAUCUCCUGAACAUGUCUCCAUUCACAGAAGUAGCCUCGAGUGCCAUCUUAGAUGUAUGGGAUCGCCAAUGCAUGACCGCCAGAAUGAUGAAGGUGCCAGUCCAAGAAGCACAACUGUUCAUGGUCAACCUCAGGGUAGAAUCGGAAGCAGUUGAAACGAUCCUGAAGGCCAAUGGUGAAGAUGGAAGAUUUUAUGAACUCAGGCGACAUGAUGGAAGACAACCUGAUGAGACUCAACAAGUUGUCUGGCUCCCAGGAAAAACCUUUGCUGAAGCACAAGUUAUCCAACGAGCGUCCAAGAUCGAAACAGCAUUGGUAAGACAAGGUGACAGGUAUGGCUUGCGUACUGACCACAACAAAGCGGAAGAGUUGCACAAGCUGCAUAGGCCAGACUUGGUCUACAUCCCUGGAGCCGACCUGAAAAAGUACAAAGUGGGCCCAAUGCCCUUUGGCACCACCAAACAAAGCCUGGUCCAUGUCUUUCAGAAGUGGGACUGGUGCGCAAGGCCGGUUGGGCCCAUAGGCCAAACCGGUGAUCGCUCUGGUAUCAUGUGGAAUGUGCAAGCUGCCACAGACCCAACUCAUUGGGUGUUCCAAAUGGCCCAUGGAGACGUGCUGGUGUCACCGGAGGAAAAAGUGACCACACCAAUCCAUGCUAAGCCAACCAUUCUGGCUUCAAGCAAAACCAUCCACAGCCUGCAGUCCAAAAGCAAGGACAACGCGAAAGAGGAUCCAUGGUUGCAUGAUGACCCAUGGAAGCAACCAACUGGAGCUGCCACCAGGGAGAUCCCCGUUGGCCAAAUUGCCUCAAUCCAAGCCAAUGUUGAGAAAGCCGUCCUUGCCAAGAUGAAAACCGUAGGUGCAGAUGAUGACAUGAAUGGCUCACAAGACCAUCGAAUCGAAGCCCUGGAGCAAAGACUGGAACGACUGAGCACUCAGGUUAGCCACCAGCAGCAAGAGCAACUGCAACACAACCAACAGGUGCAGUCACAGAUGAUGAACCUGGACCACAAGAUCGAUCAACAGCAGAAUGCCUUCCAAGCAGUCUUAGACACCAAAUUGGAACAGCAAAUGGCGCGCAUAGAGCAGCUUUUUGCCAAACGCCCACGCAUGGGCCCAGGGCACAACGCUCUGGGCAAUUUCUGGGGUGUCGUUUAUGGCCAUGCCGCCCAAGCUGAGACCCUUGCCACCAAAGCAAAAACCGAUAAAAUUUGCCAACAUGUCACCACCAGACUUUUGCAGCAUAGCCACGGACUUAGAUUCAUUGCCGGGGACUUCAACCAACCAGAUGGCGCCUUGCCAAGCAUGCAGCAGUGGAAAGAAGCAGGGUGGGUAAAUGCCCAACAAUGGGCCUUGGAAAGGCUCAACAAACCAAUCGAAGUGACUUGCAAGAACAAGACCACCAAGGAUCAUGUUUACCUGUCUCCAGAGCUUGCCAUGUAUCUGAAAGAUGUGGAAGUUCAACACCAUUGGUUUCCCGAUCAUGCCGUGCUCAUCGUCAAGUUCCACCCACUUGGGAGACCCCCAAUGAUCCCCAUAUGGAGGCAACCGAAACCAAUGCCAUGGGAUGACAUCCCUGCUGAAGCUUUGACCCAAAAGUAUACUUCAGCAGAGCCAAAACCAGAUGCCUCAGCGGAAUUUGUCCGCAUAUGCACGUCAGUUGAAACCGCAGCAGCCAUGGUCCUCCAGGACAAAGGGAGGUGCAUUCCACCCCAAAGCAUGGGCCGGGCCCAAACUACUGAGGUGCGAUGGAAACAGGAGUACAGUGCUCCGCCCAGAGCGCCCCGCCAUGGGGAAUACCAACCAGGUUUUCACGGCCUUAAUGUGCAACAUGCAAGAUGGCUCCGUCAAUACCGUAGGCUGCUCAACAUGACCAGGAUCACUGAACCUGCCACUGACAAAGCUAGGACACAUCGUGCCAACCUGUGGAAUAGCAUCGUCCUGGCGACAGGUUUUUCCCCAUCAUUCCAACUAUGGUGGUUCCAAGCCUAUGGCCAAUGGUUGAACCCUGCAGUAGCACCACCCACCGAUGUAGUCAUCCAAAUGUGUGGAAGCUUCCAUGAGCACCUGCAAGCCUUCGAAAAAGCCUUAAAUCAACACCGAAUGAACACAGCCAAACAAAGGAGGAUGGAUGACCCGAUGGUGAUCUUCAAAGACCUCAAACAGCCUGCAGCACAGCCAGUGCAAAUGCUUCUCAAUAAGCCAGCAGCCACCGUCACGGCCGUGGAUCAGCCAGACCAAGCCGUUGAAGUAGUCGGGGACAAGAUCUACCAAGACCAGUACGUUGGGGAACUCACAGAACUUUUCCGGCAAUUCGGCCAAGAGUGGACAAAAAGGUCCCUUGCACCGUAUGCCCAAAAGGUUAGAGCCUUGGUAGCAAAGGCAUGGCCCUCAUGCCUUCAUGGCGUAGCCUCCGUGCACAUGGCAGAUGACCACUUCGACAAGCUCCGUACUGGAGCCCUCCAAGGCCUGGGGGAGCACAGCAGUGGCACAUCUCCAGCCAUACACCUUAGCUUGAUAGAAGGACCAUUGGCCGACCCGCAGUUCCAAGCCUUGUGGCAAACAGUGCAGAUGUACAGGGAACACAACCAAACAGAUGACUGUACAUCUUUCUGCAUGAAAGAGCUCCACUAUACCAGGAAAACCUAUGUGCCGAGGCCAGGCCCAAUGUCCGUUCUCCUGAACAGACUGCACCAGGUUGCGUGGUCAUGGACUCAGGGAACCGAAUUCCUAGACCACGCCAUGCAAGUUAUUGACUUGCGCAACUGUCCAGUCCAAGAGCUUAAAGGUAGACUCACCGAAGCAUGGCAAAUGCGCAUCCAAGGCAUUGCGUCUAGUCGGAAAACUUUCCAAGGAAUGCAAUGGAUGAAUGUACCACUUACCAUGGCAGGAACACGUCACCUCCCAGCAGAGGACAAAGCUCUGCUGCGGGUAUGUUUAAAUGGUACCUUCUUCACAGCAGACAGAAAGAAACACCAGAAGGGGCAAGGAGAUACGUCAUGUAAACAUUGCGGCCUCCCUGACUCCCAAGUUCACAGACACUGGCUGUGUGCAGCCUUUACCUCAUGCCGGACUGUGUCCGAAACACAGGCCACUGAAGUGGCACAGAUGAUGCCGUGCAUUUCAGCACACGGAUGGAUGCCUGAGCCACCCAGUUUGCAGCCUUUCAGACGAGAGUUAGCAAAGAUCCCGGAUGAAACCAAAAGCUUCCUUGUGCCACCUGCAACCACGGAUGUUGUGUACGCCUUCACUGACGGCAGUUGCCUCGCCCCGACAUGUGCCCUCAGCAAGCUUGCGACCUGGGGAGUGGUGAUAGCAAUGCCUGACAUGGCCACCUUCUGGCCCCUUGCGUCAGGAGUGGUCAAGGGGCGGGUCCAGACCGCCCUGAGAGGAGAGAUCACUGCAGCAACAAGUGCGUGUUGGUAUGCAGUGCAGGACGUUGCCAGUGCCGAAAAUGAGUAUGAGGAAUGGGCCUGCCGAGGUAAUGCAGUAGGGCGACAAGCUGUCCGUGCACCUACUGCCACCACCGUUGACAAACAACAUGUUGAGCGCAUCACCCAAGAAGAAGUUGCCGAAGCCAAUCUCGCCAUUCCGAAAGUUGAAGAUCUCCCAGCUAAAUAUAGUUUUCCACAUGCUGCCGAGUUGUUGAACUGGAUCGCCCAGCUCACUGACCCUUCCGAACCAGUCAAAUGCAUUUCAUGGUUUCAGAUGAAUAUUUUGUAUGAACACCAGACUGGACACACUGGUGUGCGACAUGUGACAAAGCGUAAGGUUUGGGUCGAUGGCAUGCAUGACACUAAGGCCGUGGACUUCGUCAGAAGAACAAAAUAUCUGUCAUCUUGGAUUCAAGGAGUGUGGAGCCAUUUUGGCCGUCCACUCAAGCUGCUUCACCUAAGACCACAUAGCUGUGUGGUACAGUUUUGGACGCAAUGCAUAGCACUGAAACUGCGCAGCGGCUUGGUUCAAAUGGCAGACGACAUACUUCAAGAAGCUCAGGGCAAAGUCAACAGUGUUCGAUCACUCAGGAAUUUGUGA
Messenger RNA from Cladocopium goreaui, 7353 nucleotides. Lineage: Eukaryota; Dinophyceae; Suessiales; Symbiodiniaceae. The record is from the annotation of a GenBank genome assembly.